Messenger RNA from Wyeomyia smithii (pitcher-plant mosquito), 926 nucleotides. It is a transcript of the gene Rrp40, whose product is annotated as exosome complex component RRP40. Gene Ontology annotation, cellular component: cytoplasmic exosome (RNase complex); nuclear exosome (RNase complex). Gene Ontology annotation, biological process: CUT catabolic process; nuclear polyadenylation-dependent rRNA catabolic process; TRAMP-dependent tRNA surveillance pathway. The coding region runs from base 128 to 841 and encodes 237 amino acids. NCBI's taxonomy places the organism in Eukaryota, Metazoa, Arthropoda, Insecta, Diptera, Culicidae. The record is from RefSeq and is a predicted model, not a curated record. The transcript has a single exon. Gene Ontology annotation, molecular function: RNA binding.
AUCGAUACUUUAGUGCAAUCGCGAAUCCUUCAAAAAGUUCAAAACAGUACAGAUUUUUGUAUCAUUAUGCUUUUGUUUACCACGUUCUUUUAUUUUGUAAACAUCUGCUUUUUACUGGAGUUGUAACAUGAUAGCGUUGGUAGAUCAGCCGGUUCUACCCGGGUUUCUCGUCGAAGAAGCAAUACAGAUUGCAAAAUCAAACAAAAAAGUCAUCCUAGGACCAGGUCUCCAGCAGGGCAACAAUGAUUUGGUGGUGGUGUGCAAAAGUGGAGUACUGCGGAAAAAAGUUCCAAACACGUUCUGGGUCGAUUGCUAUCAAAAGCGCUAUGUGCCCAACCGAGGUGAAAUCGUUAUAGGAAUUGUAACCCAAAAGGCCGGAGAUAUAUUUCGAGUUGACAUAGGAGCUAGUGAACCGGCAUCACUGUCCUAUAUGGCUUUCGAAGGAGCUACGAAGAAAAAUCGACCGGAUGUCAACGUGGGAGACUCUAUCUGUGCACGUCUGCUGAUUGCCAACCGCGAUUUGGAACCAGAACUAAUCUGCGUAGAUUCUCACGGCAAAAAGGGCAAACUGGGUGUUCUCAGCGAGGGAUUUGUCUUUAGUUGUAGUAUCAAUUUAGUGCGAAAAAUUUUAAAUCCUGCAUGUCCCUUCCUGGAUCUUCUUGCUAAAGAAAUUGCUUUCGAAAUGGCGGCUGGAAUGAACGGUAGAAUUUGGAUUAAAGCAAAAACGCUUAAAGAAACGAUAGCUGUAGGAAACGCUGUCUUGGCUGUAGAGUACAAGUCACAUGAGGAAUUAAAAGAGCUAUGUGAUGAUAUCGGGAGUUACGCAUCUGGUUUUUCAUAAAUAAACAAAAAUUCCUAUUUUAAGAAAAUAUUAAGGUGAGAAAUAAAAACAAUGAUGAAGCGAUUCUUUGCAAGUAACAGCAAAA